GAGAGUUGAGCCGGUGUCAAUGGUCACAAGAUUGAAGACAGGUGGUGUGCCAAGGCUGAUGCCCAUGAAAUACUUGUUCUUGCGCAUGCUAUCAUCGCCUAUGACGGUGGAGGAGUCUGCAGGAGAAAAACAGUGUUUCAUGAAUCAAGAACAAGAACACAUAAGUAUGAUGUGUUAAGAAUGUUUGGCUUACCAAUAUUAAUGCAAGGACUACAGGCAAAACCCUUCCUGUUCUAUCUCAUUCUCAUCGUCCUGGAUUAAUUAAUCCAACCCGAAAAUGAAUCGGAUUAGGAUCCAACGAACCCGAAGAAGAAUCGGAUUAGGAUUCAACGAGGCAGAUUUAAAGCCAAAGCGAUCGAAUUUCUCUACAGAGAUUGCUCGAUCGAUCGAUCGAUGAUGGCUCGCCACAUCUUGGCGGCGGCGGCGGCGACGGCGCUGGUGUUGCUAUGCUGUUUUCAUCUGCCGGCGACGGCGAUGAUGGCGGAUACCAUCAGGUACGGGCCACCGAGGGUGCCCCACCGGCUGGGCACCGUCAUCGCCGUCGACCUCGGCAACACCAACUCCUGCGUCGCCGGCUACGGCGACGAGGCUGAUGCGCCGCCGCUGUUCCGGCUCUGCAUCCCCACCUCGGUCGCCUUCACCGGCGACGGCGACGCCCUCGUCGGCGAGGCUGCCAAGAACCACCCCGCCGCCAUCUCCGGCUUCAAGCGCCUCCUCGGGACGAGGUUUGGCUCGCCGGAGGUGCGGCGAGCUGCCGAGCACCUGCCGUACAAGAUCGUCGACUGGUGCACGAUGGCUCACAUCGAGGUGAACGCCGGCGCCGGCGGCGCGGCGAGGAGCGUGUACGCCUCCGACGUGGCCUCCAUGGUGAUCGCCGAGCUGAAGGCUCGCGCCGAGGCUCGCCUCGCCGGCGGCGGGAAGAAGGUCCACAACGCCGUCGUCACCGUCCCCUACUACUUCUCCGACGGCCCACGUGAGGCGGCCAUGAACGCCGCCAGGAUGGCCGGCCUGACAACCGUCCGGAUCAUCGACGAGCCCACCGCCGCCGCCGUCUCCCACGGCCUCCACCACGGCCGCCUGCGCGACGGCGGCAACGUCCUCGUCCUCCACGUCGGCGGCGGCACCUCCGCCGCUACCGUCCUCACCUACGACAACGCCGUCUUCGAGGCCGUCGCGUCGCGCCACGACGCCCACCUCGGCGGCGAUGACUUCGACGCCAGGAUCGCCGGCCGCUUCUCCCAGCUCAUCAAGCGCGACCACGGCGGCGGCGUCGACGACAUCGCCCCCGCGAAGCUGAAGUCGCAGUGCGAGCUCGCCAAGAGGACGCUGAGCAGCCACGACGUCGCCCAGGUGAACCUCCACGCCACCAACCUCGCCAAUGGCGCCUUCUCCUUCUCCGGGUCACUGACGAGGGCGCAGUUCGAGGAGCUCAACCACGACCUGUUCGAGAAGGUCAUCUCCCUCGUGGACGCGGCAAUGGCGGAGGCCAGACGCGCGGUGGCGGGGUUCGACGUGAUCGAUGAGGUGGUUCUCGUCGGUGGAAGCACAAAGAUUCCGAGGAUUCGAGAGCUCAUCAAGAACUACUUCGCCGGGAAGGAGGCGACGGUGAAGGCGACGGCGAGCAUUGGCGGCGGGGCGGUGGUGGUGGUGGAGCCUGAGGAAGCUGUCGUCCAUGGCGGUGGGCUUCUGAGCCAUCCCAUGGAGGAUGGCUACCAUUGCAUGGGAGCCGGUGGUCGCCGUCAGAUAGGGUCGCCAAUGGAUCGCUGUUACCAUGAAUUUUAGCUGAAUUUGAAAUUUAGACUCUCUUGUGUACAACUACUGUUGUAUUAAUCGUUGAUAUAAGAGAUGUAGUGACAUAAUAGAUGCUCUCUUCGUUUCAAAUUAA
Oryza sativa Japonica Group (Japanese rice) is the source of this 1885-nucleotide messenger RNA. NCBI's taxonomy places the organism in Eukaryota, Viridiplantae, Streptophyta, Magnoliopsida, Poales, Poaceae. The record is from RefSeq and is a predicted model, not a curated record.